This is a messenger RNA of Gymnodraco acuticeps, 1721 nucleotides long. RefSeq names its product acetylcholine receptor subunit alpha-like. The transcript has 9 exons. Gene Ontology annotation, cellular component: synapse; postsynaptic membrane; neuron projection. Lineage: Eukaryota; Metazoa; Chordata; Actinopteri; Perciformes; Bathydraconidae. Gene Ontology annotation, biological process: chemical synaptic transmission; monoatomic ion transmembrane transport; regulation of membrane potential. The record is from RefSeq and is a predicted model, not a curated record. Gene Ontology annotation, molecular function: transmembrane signaling receptor activity; acetylcholine-gated monoatomic cation-selective channel activity. The coding region runs from base 38 to 1405 and encodes 455 amino acids.
GAUCUUGGUUAUUGGUUGCCUGGUUUUAUUGGCAACUAUGAACUCUGUGUUAUGCAUUAUUCCUCUAGUCAUUCUAGCAGGCACUGCCUUGGGCUCCGCUAAUGAGACAAUUCUAGUCCAAAAACUCUUUACUGGCUACAAUAAGGUCGUCCGUCCUGUCAAUCACUUCAAGGACCCGGUGAUUGUGACUGUGGGCCUUCAGCUCAUCCAGCUCAUCAGUGUGGAUGAGGUCAACCAGAUUGUCAGCAGCAACGUGCGAGUGAAGCAGCAAUGGGAAGAUGUAAACUUGAAGUGGAACCCGCAGGAUUACGGCGGCAUCAAAAAGAUCAGAAUUCCCUCCAAAGACAUUUGGCGGCCUGAUCUGGUGCUCUACAACAAUGCUGAUGGAGACUUUGCCAUCGUUCAUGAGACCAAAGUGCUGCUGGAGCACACAGGAAAGAUCACAUGGAACCCGCCUGCCAUCUUCAAGAGCUACUGUGAAAUCAUUGUGCUGCAUUUCCCCUUUGACCUGCAGAACUGCACUAUGAAGCUGGGGACCUGGACCUAUGAUGGAACCCUGGUUGUCGUCAAUCCAGAAAGUGACCGCCCUGACCUGAGUAACUUUAUGGAAAGUGGAGAGUGGGAGAUGAAGGAUUUCCGCGGCUGGAAGCACUGGGUGUACUAUGCUUGCUGCCCGGAAACCCCUUACCUGGACAUCACCUACCACUUCCUCAUGCUGCGCCUCCCACUGUACUUCAUCGUCAACGUCAUCAUCCCCUGCAUGCUCUUCUCCUUCCUGACCGGCCUCGUCUUCUAUCUUCCUACAGACUCUGGUGAGAAGAUGACCCUCAGCAUCUCCGUCCUGCUGUCUCUGACUGUGUUCCUGCUGGUCAUUGUGGAGCUGAUUCCUUCUACCUCCAGUGCUGUACCACUCAUUGGGAAGUACAUGCUCUUCACUAUGGUCUUCGUCAUUGCCUCCAUCAUUAUCACUGUCAUCGUCAUCAACACCCACCACCGCUCCCCCAGCACUCACACAAUGCCAGACUGGGUCCGCAAGGUUUUCAUUGAAACCAUUCCCAACAUCAUGUUCUUCUCAACAAUGAAACGCCCAGGAAAGGAAAUGCAGGUUAAACCCAACCUAUAUGGUGCUGAUUUUGACAUCUCAGACAUCUCAGGCAACCAGGCCUCUUCUGUUCCCUAUCAGUCGCCCAUGACUAAGAACCCUGACGUCCGCAGUGCCAUUGAAGGAGUCAAAUACAUCGCAGAAACCAUGAAAUCGGACGAGGAGUCCAACAAUGCUGCUGAAGAAUGGAAGUUUGUAGCCAUGGUGUUGGAUCACAUCCUGCUCUGUGUGUUCAUGGCAGUGUGUCUCAUCGGCACAUUAGGUGUGUUUGCAGGCCGUCUCAUUGAGUUGAGCACGAUUUAAAGUCCUGGAGUGGAGUGCACUAGCUGGGCGUAACUGCAUCAUGUUUUACCUGUCUAACUUUGAACAAUAGCUGCAUUCAUAGUAUAAGUUUUUGUUUGCUCUUUGAUGUUGUGUUCCUACAUGUGUAUAUGUAAAAGAUAAUGUUGUAUACAGUAGCUUCAGGAUAUGUUUUUGCCAGAGCUGUGUUGCUUUUCUUUUUUAAAGUAAUAUAUAGGUAUAUGUGUGCAAUUGAGAUAUUGAAUUCAUUUAAAAACAUUUCAUAUAUUCUUUCACAUGUUUGUUUAGGGAACAACUUAAUUAAAAAUGAUCAAGUCUU